AACAACAUAUAAAAAGAAGUAUUAAGAAGUAGAAACAAGUCAAAAUUUACAAGAUAUUGACGAUUAGAGUGUUUGUAUAAUUUGGCACAGAGGAUGUAAACAACAUUUUCAAAAUGGCUGCCAGAUGUAUGCAAUGUGCUCGUGCGAAUAAUAAUUUGGCCACUAUUAUUCGACGACUAGUAUCCCCGCAUCACAACAUCUCAAGUAAAAGCUUUUGUAGUCCUGCGAAAGUUCCACCGGAUGUAUUGAUGUCAAAAGCCAACGACUUCAGUGGCAAAAAAUCUAUUAUUUUUGAAAAUAACGAAGUUCAAAAUAUUCUCAAAAGGCUGACUGGUUUAAAUUUGGAAAAAGUAUUUAAAACUAGGAAGGAGAAUUUAAAGAAUCCUGUUUAUAAAGUUCUUGACGAGCAAGAGCUCCAACAGGAUGAAGAGAGUGUUGUUAAAAAGGCUGAAAAUUUACUGAAGAUGCCUCCAGUUAUGGCAAGACGAAAACCAAUUAAAGUUGUUUUAUCAGAGGAUCCUGAAAUUAUAAAUCAUGAUGAGGAUGGCGCCAACAUUGUUUUCACUGACAUAAGCCCUUCGAAAGACUCAAGGACACGUGCAGUUUUAGUUCGAGAAAACGACACAGGGGUUUUACGUGAGGGCACAUGGGACGAACGAGACAGAAUGCAAUUCAUAUAUUGGCCAAAAGAAGGGCAACACCACGAAAUUGUACCAAUGCUUCAAGAUGAACAUCUUCCGCUUGUUUUUGACCAGUUGCGCCACGAAGAUAUACUGGAUUUUAUAAACAUUCAAUGUGAACCAGAUGCUCCUGAUUAUAUACGAGUACAUGAACGUGUCUACGACGACUUGGAACAACGUCAAAUGUAUCAUCUGCUUGACUCCACUAGACAUUAUGGUGGCAUGGUGUUUUAUUACGUCACAAGAAAGAAAACUAACACCUUGCUAGGAUACUACAUCAGACAAAAUCGAAUUUCUGACGGAGUAGAUCUCAUUAAGUUGCACUUGCUGGUGAAUGCUGACACCUCUUUUAAACCUGACAUUUUACAGGGUGAAGAAUUACUGAAGGCCUAUUUAACUCACGAAGGGUUGCACGAUUUGCUCACAAUUAUGGAGGCUGAUGCUGAUGAUGCCGUAUCCACGUAACUAUGACAAUAAUUAUAUGUCGUGGUCGUGAUAUUGUUUCUUGCCGUAUGAGGUAAACAAACCAACGGUUUAUUUUCGAUGGAUGAUGAAAAUAUUUGUGGCUGUUUAACAAUAUCAAGUCAGUCCAUCAUACAGAAACUGUUGUUAUGUUAGCCACAACAAAGUAAUUAUGUAUAAUUUACGAUUCGACUUUGUUUGUGUUUUUCGAAUAUUUUUGUCUUGUUUGUCG
Hydractinia symbiolongicarpus is the source of this 1374-nucleotide messenger RNA. RefSeq names its product 28S ribosomal protein S22, mitochondrial-like. Bases 114 to 1145 code for a protein of 343 amino acids. Lineage: Eukaryota; Metazoa; Cnidaria; Hydrozoa; Anthoathecata; Hydractiniidae. The record is from RefSeq and is a predicted model, not a curated record. Gene Ontology annotation, molecular function: structural constituent of ribosome. The transcript has 8 exons. Gene Ontology annotation, cellular component: mitochondrial small ribosomal subunit.